GUCUGCUGGCGGACGGAGUGUGUGAGUGCGUGUGUUUGAUGGUUUGAGUCUGGCUCUCUUGUCAAUAUCACAGUUAAAUGUUUAAAUGCGAUGCGAUGGGAUUCUUGUGACCAUGGAUAAAAGGCGAAUCCUGAUCUUGUGUCUGGUUGCUGUGGGAUUUGGUGGCCUCUGUGAUGCUCUGUUGUGUAACUGCACCACGUCUCAGUGUGAGAAGAAUGGCUACCGCUGUGAGACGACGGGCGCCUGCAUGGCCUCUACAUCCUUCAUCGAAGGCCAGGAGCAGCAUAUGCGAGUUUGCAUUGAAAAAGAGAAGCUGGUCCCUCCUGGUCAGCCCUUCUUGUGUUUGAGCGCUGAGGGUCUGCUCAAAAUCCAUUGCUGCUACACGGACUACUGUAACAGCUUGGACCUCAAAUUGCCCUCUGUGACUGUACGUCCAGAUGCAGUGCUGAUGGGGGGCUGGGGUCCGAUGGAGCUGGCUGCAGUGGUGGCGGGACCCGUGUUUGUGGUAUGUGUGCUGGUGCUACUGGGACUUUUCCUCUUCCAGCACCACCAGAGGGCCUAUGGGCACAGGCAGAGGUUGGAGGUGGAGGACCCCAGCACUGAGCACCUGUACCUGGCCAAGGACAAAACCCUGCAGGAUCUCAUCUAUGACCUGUCCACAUCAGGCUCUGGAUCAGGUCUACCUCUCUUUGUUCAAAGGACGGUUGCACGAACCAUCGUGCUGCAGGAGAUCAUUGGCAAGGGUCGCUUUGGGGAGGUUUGGAGAGGGAAAUGGAGGGGUGGAGAUGUUGCUGUGAAAAUCUUCUCUUCACGAGAGGAGCGCUCCUGGUUCCGUGAAGCUGAGAUCUACCAAACCAUCAUGCUUCGCCACGAGAACAUUCUGGGCUUUAUUGCAGCUGACAACAAAGAUAAUGGCACAUGGACACAGUUGUGGCUGGUCUCUGAUUAUCAUGAGCAUGGCUCUCUGUUUGACUACCUGAACCGAUACUCCGUCACCAUUGAGGGCAUGAUCAAACUGGCAUUGUCUGCAGCCAGUGGUCUGGCACACCUGCAUAUGGAGAUACUGGGCACUCAGGGUAAGCCUGGUAUUGCUCAUCGGGAUCUGAAAUCUAAAAACAUUCUGGUAAAGAAGAACCUCACAUGUGCCAUCGCGGAUCUAGGCCUCGCAGUACGGCACGAGUCUGUCACAGACACCAUAGACAUCGCCCCCAACCAGCGCGUUGGCACGAAGAGGUACAUGGCACCAGAGGUGUUGGAUGAGAGUAUUAACAUGCGUCACUUUGACUCCUUUAAAUGUGCUGAUAUUUACGCUCUGGGACUGGUGUACUGGGAGAUUGCUCGCCGCUGCAAUGCUGGAGGUAUCCAUGAAGAGUACCAGCUUCCUUACUAUGACCUGGUGCCCUCAGACCCAUCUAUAGAAGAGAUGAGAAAAGUGGUGUGUGACCAGAGGUUACGACCAAAUGUGCCAAACUGGUGGCAGAGCUACGAGGCAUUGCGUGUGAUGGGGAAGAUCAUGAGGGAGUGCUGGUACGCAAACGGCGCCGCUCGGCUGACUGCUCUGCGCAUCAAAAAGACCCUGUCUCAACUCAGCGUGGAGGAGGAUGUCAAAAUCUGAGAUGCAAGCAAAGUCGUGAAUGCUUGUACAAAAAAUACUACUACUCCACACUAUCCUGCCAGUUUCAAAAAUGUAACGCCGUCCACAGAGUUGUGAUGCGGCCUACCUCACCCUCACAGCCAAAACUACUGAAAACAAUCGUGCUCCCAGCCUCCCCUCUAAUGACCCUUGAUGAACUGAACUGAACUUGAACCAAACUCCAGUCCUUCCCACGUUCUUAUUUUCAUAAAUGGCCACAGACUGCAAGUUCCGAUACUACUGAUCUACUGCUGCCCCUAUUAAUAUCCAUAGACCAUUCCAUGGUAAAAGUGGAUAACUGUGUUAUUGAUGUGACUACUUUCGCUAACAUUUUUAAAGAACCCCUUCUAUCAAAGGCGCACUCCACAGGUCACCUUUUAAAUCAAGUUUGUCCAUAGACUCACUAUGUGCAUAUUGUGUAAAACUCCUCAGUUAUGACUCUAAAGCCAUUAGUGGGUUUGCUAACAUGAGCGGGGGGAGUGAAAUUUGAAUGUGGGUUUGUACAAAGCUUCUCGCACUCCCUCUGUCUGUGUCCGUCUCUGUCUCUCACAGAAAUGUGGGUUGGCUGUGUUAAAGGUGAGCAGGCUGGAAUGUGGGUGCUAGCCAAGAGCUUUAGCUCCAGGUGUAAUAUUAGAUUACACAAACCUCAGAUUUCAGGACGAGAUUAGAGGAGACCGAUUACGCAGGUAACCCAAGCACGUCAGUUCAGGAAGAACUGAUAACAAUCUGAAAUGUAAGACUUGAUGUGAUGUUAUGGCACUACUGAUAUACAGUAUGCAAAGGUUUGGGCCCCCUGGUCACAUUACAUGUUUUGUUGAUUUUUUUUUUUUUUUUUUUUUUUUUUAAACUUAAGUUAUAUAAGUCAACAUAUCCUCUUUAGGGAACAACGUUAAGUAUGUCAUUUUCUGCAAUCUUUAGAGCAGAAUCUAUAUUUGUUGAGUUUUACAUAUUGGGAAAAAAAACAAAAUAUUUACCAUAUGUUUUUAACAGGCCUGACUAUUUGUUUUUCCAAUAUAUUGAAGUGAGCACAAUAUAAAUUUGUCACUAAAAUGUGCAGAGGCGUGUUCUCUGUAGUGGAUGUCACUUAGAACAGGGUUUCUCAGCCUGGGGGCUGCGGACCACCAAUGGGUCCAUUGAAGUGGAAAAAUAAUUAAUUUCAUUAAAAAUCUAAGAAUGAAAUGUCCACAGUACACUCGGUAUAAAUAUUAAUAGAGGCGUGCAAAUAAACCGUUAUUAGUCUGAGACAACGCAGCCGCGAGCACGUCUCUCAGGGCGCCCUGUUCAGUUUGGACACCUUUUACUUUAGUUCGCUCCGUUUGAUGCGUUUUUUUUUUUUUUUUUUUAAGAUGUUUCAUGUUAACAUACCUGCAAAUUUUGCGAAUCUACUGUCCUAAAUAGGACCUACAUUUAAAGUUCAGUGUCAGCAUUUAAGAGAAGAAAAGUGAAGUUGUAUUUAAAACAGCUGAUUUUAUUUUUCGUGUGGGCCGCUAUGCUUAGUACUUGUACACGGGGCUUGGCGUGGGGAAGGUUGAGAACCCCUGACUUAGAAAAUCAACAAAGCAGUUUGACUGGGGUGCCCAGAUGUUUGCACACAGCUGUAUUUAUACUAGCUUGAAUAAUGGCAUACCUUCAUGAGAGCUGGACUGUGGCUAAAUUGAUGAUUUUAUUUUUAUUUAAUUUUUUUCAUUUUAUGUUUUGAAUAAUGUGAGACAUUAUUAUUUGUCUGUUUUAGACUUCAUGGAUUGUUUCAGUGUUAGGACAACCACAUUGAAAUUGUCAGCAAAACAAUCUUAUUUGCAUGUAUGACUUACGGAUGAUGUUUUGUGAGCAUGAACGUAGCUAAUCGCCAUCUCCUUCUAUGGAACACACACUACUGAAUGGUACGUUGUAUUUAUUUUAGGUUUCAGACACUCCAUUUGUCCUUUUUAGUGUCAUUAGGGCUCUCUUUUACUCCAUAGGCAAAGCUAAUGUACAUAGAAUUUAUUUUUUUGAAAGGUACAUUAAUGUGUAUAUAUCUUUACCCUUUUAGAGUUUUGCUUUGAUACUAAGCUAAAGUGUUGGGGAGGAUUUUUUAGGGCUCGAGCUGUUAAACAGUGAUGGGACUUGAUGAGCAUGGCAAAGUGGUGGCACAUUUUUCAGUUUUUUGUUCAGGCACUCCACUCUGUGUGUUGCUUUUCACUGUGACAUUAAGUAGCAUAACAGUGAUUUAUUUAACAAUGCGCUUUUGGCAAUGUACGUUAACCUGUCAGCCAUAAACACUGGAAAUAUUGAACUGAGUGAACCUUUAAUGUACUAAAUAUUCACAGGGAACCCAUCAGUUAGUUAGGACUGGAUUACCUGAUGGUAAACUGAGACUUGAUAAGCUGUUAAUCUUUUGAAACACUGGUGGUGUGUCUGUGGACACGGUAAUGACUCCUGCUAAAACUGAAGUUGGAGGAGUGGCCUCUGCUCUUUUACACUUUUUUUGACUACUGUACUGCAGACAACCUGAAUUACUUUUCUAUAAUCACUCAGUACUACUGCCCUGUUCUUGCUCACUCUCCCUUACUCUUCUCGAUAUGCAAGUUGUAAAUAGUUUGUAUAAUGUAUGAUUUUUUUUUCGAUGUCAGAUUUUUGAUCCUAUAGACAAUUUUGUUCUUGUAGCUUGCCGUAUUUUUGUGAAUUUUUUUCUUUUCUUUGAUGAGUGUAUUAUCGGAGGUACUACUACUGAUACUCUCUUCGCUCUCUCUCCCCCUCUCCCUUGAUCUCAAGAAUUGUAAAGGAAGGAGUGCUAGUGCUUUAUGUACCAUGUUUGCAAUAUAGUUCCUCAGUCUUAAGGAUAGGUGCACAGAUACUCAGAACACAAAUAGGAUAUAGUCAUGUUAAUGGAUCAUUUUUAAGAAAGUUUCCUUCAUAUUAAAGCUAACUUGGCAUGAAAUAGUUAAUCGAAACCUCACCUGUUAUAUAUGUGAAAGCCAAAAAUGUCAUUUGUGGAGAGUAGGGUAUUUUUUUGGUGGUCGUUUUAAAGUUUAUUAAGACUUAUUUGUUUUCAGGAAAGCAAAAAAACCCUUUUACUGCAUCAUACACUACUGAAGAGUACGGAGCCCCACUGGUGACAUCCUGUAUAAAUAAAAGUAAUGCAUGGCCAUGACUUAGUAAACCGCAAUCUCAUUCCCACGCCUUACUAAGUCAUGGCCACAACUUAAUCAUCUCAUUCCCAGGUGUUAAUAAGGUGUGGCCAUACAUUUUUAUUUAUACAGGAUGUCACCAGCGGGACUCUGUAGAAGAGCGCAUUACCAUAGAAACUUCCUACAAAAGUCUACACUACCGUCUGCGCUCUCCUCACCUGAAACUGAGCAACAUCAGUAAAUGCCGAAAGGUUUGGGGUUUUUAGGUACAAAUAAGAAAAUCCUCACGUUUUACCUCUAUUUGAGUUAUGUACUGUUAAACAGUGGUAUUUGUUUUCUAUUCUGUCUUUGGUUUCAGCUCUCCAGCUGAAAGUGUAUGUACAUAUAUUUAUAGCUUCCUGACAAAGUUUCUGCUGCUGGUGGGUUUUGGAGAAGUGAGCACAGUCAGGGUUGUAAUAAUAUCUAUGAAUUUAGGUCUGCUCUAGUUCUGAAUCUAAUUCAGGAGACCUGUGUAGCUACGAUCCCUGAAACGCCGCAUCGUUAUUAAAGUGCACAGGCCAGAUAUGAGCUUGCGCUCAGAUGUAUUAUUAUGAGGAAAGGUAUAUUGUACUAUAUUGAACUUUGACCCUGAAACCUGUCGGCUGCGUAUAAUCUCAGUGAGCUCCUAAACCCAAACGAGAGUCUUUUCAGGAAUAGUUUCCAAUCAUGUACAUAGGUAAUAUUAUACAGUAAUAAAGACAGAUUUUCCUACA
Molecule: messenger RNA, 5492 nt
Organism: Pygocentrus nattereri (red-bellied piranha)
Lineage: Eukaryota; Metazoa; Chordata; Actinopteri; Characiformes; Serrasalmidae
Gene: acvr1bb
Product: activin A receptor type 1Bb
Exons: 9
Coding region: 86-1615 (509 amino acids)
Biological process (GO): protein phosphorylation; cellular response to growth factor stimulus; nervous system development
Cellular component (GO): plasma membrane; activin receptor complex
Molecular function (GO): ATP binding; activin receptor activity, type I; activin binding
Source: RefSeq, a predicted model, not a curated record